UGAUAUGAAUGUGAGAGUUAGAGAAAGUGUAUGCGUGUGUUAGAAUUAAAAAAACAAACAAGUAUGAACAAACAAACGUCAGAAGUUAGAACGAUGACGGUGCAUCGAAAAAUUUUCGCAAAUAAGAAAAAAAAUAAGAAGGAGACGAUGCUAAAAUCGAUAUUUUGUUUAUUUUUGCUUUACAGAUACGCCAUCACCACCACUACCACCACCAUCAUUAGCAACAACGACAAUGACAACAACAACUGAAAUAAUAUCGGCCUACAAUUCGUCCAAUUGGACGGUACCAACUUUACCAUCGACUUCGCGUGUUGCAAUGUACACGAGAUGUCUUCGUUCGAUGACUAUGACAGAUGACCAUGAACGUACGGGACUAUGGGGUUCGCGGAAAUACAUUUGCAAUGAUUGUCAAAGAACUUUCGCGUUAAAGGCAUCAUUGGUAAGGCACAAGAUGUUCGAGUGUAACAACAAACAACAGAACAAUCGUCAUGGAACAACAAACAAUCAGAAAACUAACACCAAUAAUCCAAAUUCUAAAACUACAUUGGCUGCUGGUGUAUCCACCAACUCAAUUACUAUGUCGUCAUCUUCCUCAUCUUCUUCUUCUUCUUCAUUGUCGAAUAAAACAACAAUUAUUCCUACUACCAAUAGUAUGGCUAGUAUCAUCGUUGAAAGAAAAAGAUCAACGAGUAGGCACAUUUGUCCUAAUUGUCGUAAAUCUUACGCAUUUUUCACUUCACUUUGGAGGCAUCAACAUUACGAAUGCGGAAUAGAACCGCAAUUUAGUUGUCCAAUUUGUAAAUCCAAAUUUGCACAGAAAAGUAAUUUGGAUCGUCACGUAAGAACCAAACAUUAGGGGAUUAAAAUUCAUUGCUUCAUUCUUCUUGACUUUUUUUUUUAGUAUUAUUAUCGUUUAGUUUUAUUUCGUUAAUGUCGUUCUGGUUUAUUCGGUUUUCGAUAUUUCAUUAUUAUGAUAUAGAAAUUUAUUUGACAUUCUUAUUUUAUUAAUUAUGAUUUUAUACACAAUUCGUUUGUUAUCUAAUUCGUUAGGAUUUCCGUGUUAAGUUUUGCCAUUGUUAAAUUCGAUUGUCGUCCAAUUUUGUUUAGAUAGAUUGUAGGAAAUUAUGCCUUAUAAUUUUGAUUUUUAUUCUAAGGUAUUAUUUUUUAUUAUUAUUAUUUAAUCCUUCGUGCUUUUUAGGUUUUUUCUUUUUUCUUUUACAAUCGCGAUUAGGAUUGCAAUUAUUCGAUGGUUCUCUUGUUUGUUAAUAAUUAAGUAAAUAAUUCUACUUACAAUCAUUGUUUUUAUUCUAUGACAAUAUUAAUUCUUUUAUUGUUUGUUUCAUUCGUUAAGAUUUUUACAUUUUAUUAGGAUAUCAAAGUCAAGGUUUCAAGUCAGGAGUCAAGGUUUUUUUUUUUUUAUUAGAAUGCAAUCGUGUAAAAAUCAACGAAGAGGAACAUAUAAAUAUUUACAAAUAUACAUAUAGAAAUUGCACUUAAUUUGAAAUAUUCGGUUACAAUACUACGUUCACUCUUACAUUUUGAUAAGAUAAAUUAGGUCCUUUUAAUCAUGUCACACUCGAUAAUCUCUUAGAUAUGAUUUCUUUCUGAUAUAGGAAAAGAAACAAAGAAAAAAAAAAUUAAAAAAAAAAACAUUUUCAAAUAUGUGUAUUAUAUUUAAUAUAGUCAAUGUACGGAAGUGCGUGUAUGCGUGAAUCUUUAGCUAGAAAAUAUUAUAAUGAAAUUAGAUUUUUCCUAUAGCAAUAUUCUAGUUGAUUGUUUUGUUUGAUUUAUUAGAAAAAUAAACAAAAAUAAGAAAAGCCCCAGACACCAGACGUGGUGUUUGAACGAGUGAAAAUUAACGGGAAAUAUCUAGAAUAAAUAUUUCUUCUGUUAAAUAUAUAUAUAUAUAUAUAUAUAU
Polistes canadensis is the source of this 1918-nucleotide messenger RNA. Its product is annotated as zinc finger protein Xfin-like. Bases 233 to 856 code for a protein of 207 amino acids. Gene Ontology annotation, biological process: regulation of transcription by RNA polymerase II. Lineage: Eukaryota; Metazoa; Arthropoda; Insecta; Hymenoptera; Vespidae. Gene Ontology annotation, cellular component: chromosome. Gene Ontology annotation, molecular function: chromatin insulator sequence binding. The record is from RefSeq and is a predicted model, not a curated record. The transcript has a single exon.